Messenger RNA from Exophiala mesophila, 1059 nucleotides. RefSeq lists its product as uncharacterized. Gene Ontology annotation, biological process: sucrose biosynthetic process; gluconeogenesis; fructose metabolic process. Gene Ontology annotation, molecular function: fructose 1,6-bisphosphate 1-phosphatase activity. The record is from RefSeq and is a predicted model, not a curated record. Gene Ontology annotation, cellular component: cytosol; cytoplasm. The transcript is spliced from 4 exons. Lineage: Eukaryota; Fungi; Ascomycota; Eurotiomycetes; Chaetothyriales; Herpotrichiellaceae. The coding region runs from base 1 to 1059 and encodes 352 amino acids.
AUGGCCGCCAACGGAGACAGCAACGGCCACAGCACUGGCACCGGUACUGAACGCAUCAACACCGACAUUAUCACGCUCACACGACAUCUUACUGAAGAACAAGCAAAGCAUAAGGAAGCCACCGGUGAUUUCACACUACUAUGCCACGCCCUCCAGUUCUCGUUCAAAUCCAUUGCCUAUUACAUUCGACGUGCUACCCUGAUCAAUCUGACCGGGUUGGCCGGUUCCUCCAACACCACUGGUGACGAUCAGAAGAAACUCGACGUCAUCGGAAAUGAUCUAUUUGUGGCCGCCAUGAAAGGCUCCGGUCGGUGCAGAGCACUGGUUUCGGAGGAAGAGGAUGAGGUCAUCUACUUUGAUGAGCACCCCAACGCUCGAUAUGUCGUCUGCUGUGAUCCAAUCGAUGGCUCUUCCAAUCUCGACGCCGGCGUCUCGGUCGGCACCAUCUUUGGCGUAUUGAAGCUACCCGAUGAGUUGAUUGGAAAGAAACCCACUCCCGAGGACCUUCUCAUGCCUGGCACCGAGUUGUUGGCUUCUGGAUUCACUAUGUACGGCGCUUCAGCCCAGCUGGUUAUCACCAUGAAAGGCGGCACCGUGAAUGGUUUCACUCUGGACAACGCACUCGGAGAAUUCAUCCUCACUCACCCCGACAUGCGUAUUCCCAAAAAACGUGCCAUCUACAGUGUCAACGAAGGAAACUCCAUGUAUUGGGGCGACAAGACCAAGGCCUACUUUGAAGGAUUGAAAUACCCCAAACAAGAGGGCGGCAAACCAUAUUCAUCCCGUUACAUUGGGUCCAUGGUCGCCGAUGCGUACCGCACACUGCUGUACGGGGGCAUCUUUGCCUAUCCUGCCGAUAAGAAAAGUCCAAAGGGUAAAUUGCGCAUUCUCUAUGAAUGUGCUCCCAUGGCCAUGGUCAUGGAAAAUGCCGGUGGCAAAGCCAUUGAUUCAAACAUGACCCGAAUGCUCGAGGUCAAGCCAGCAAGCAUUCAUGACCGGUCGGGCAUCUUUAUGGGCAGCCCCGACGAAUUGGACAAAGUUCUUGAAGCACACAAGUAA